Molecule: messenger RNA, 10170 nt
Organism: Rotaria sordida
Lineage: Eukaryota; Metazoa; Rotifera; Eurotatoria; Philodinida; Philodinidae
Source: the annotation of a GenBank genome assembly
AUGGGUCAACAAUUGUCUUUGACUAAUUUUAAAACUCCUGAUUUACUUGCAAUAAAUAAUCAACAUUUCGAUAAGAUAUUAUCCAAUGGUCGAAUAGAAGAUAUUCAUUUAUUUUUACCAUUGGAUGUCAUCAAUGCAAUCAGUAAAAGUUCAAUCUCAUCUCAUGAUCAUGAUCAAAAAAAUUCAAUUGAACUACCAAUUACAAAACAAACAUUAAUCAAACAUAUUCGAACUGAUCUAUCUUUACUAACGAAUUCAUCUGGAAUAGAUGAAUUGAAUAUGGAAAUUGCAAGAUUAAUUCAACAAGUAUUCGAUCGUAUUGCAAGAACGAAUACAAAUCUACAAAAUGAUAUACAAUCAAUCAUUGAUAAACAACAACAAUUAAAAAAUUCCUAUGCUGAAAAAUUGAAGGAAGAUGAAAAUGCAACGACGUCUAUAUUUGCUCAAUUAUUUAUUGAUACUUCUAAUUCAGAGAAUGUAUCAAAUGAACAUCAAAUAGAUAACAAUUCAGUUAAACAAACACAAUUAUAUCAAUUUCAAGCUGAACAACUCUCAUUUUUUGCUAUCCAAUCAUUAAUAUCCAUGCUACUGUUAUUACUUAAGUCGGUACAAAAAUAUGAUUCUAUUAUUGUUCAUCAAAUACUCGAUUUAACAAAUCAACUUGUUGAACAAAUUCCAUUACAUUAUCUUUCAUCAGCUAUUUAUAAAAGAUCAAGUAAUUUAUUUAAAUCUUUAAAACCAUUGACCAAUUAUAUCAAUGAAUUAUCAAUACAAACAGAAAUUGAUCCUAUUGCAGCAAAUCAAUCGAUUAAAAUUUUAUUGAAUUUUUCAGUUAUUAAAUCAUCAUUGAAAGAUAUUCUACCAUUAAUUAGAAAAUUAAUUUUCAAUACAACUGAUAUUUAUGACAUACGAAAAUUAUUCAUAGUAUUAAAUAAAGAUCUAACAACAAUAAUGGAUCAAUUCGAAAAAGAAAAACAGACACUAAUUGAAACAACAACAAUUAUACCACAGAAUGUUGCAGAAGAUAGCAAUGAAGCAUCUAAAGAACAAAACAAAACAGAAAUGAGAUUAUCUACCGAAAAAAUAUCCGAUAUGGAACAUACCUUUUCGACUGUAUUAGAAUAUCUUAAAUCAAUGGAAGUAUUUCCAAGUACACAAUUAAUAUCAUUAAAUGAAAAGAAAUUCACUGGUCAAUUUAUAUCUUCAAUAUUACUUGUUCAUAUCGAUCUACAUAAUCAACUUCAUGCGAAAUUACAAUUUGAACGUGGCUCUAUCGAUGGUUCAUUUUCAUUUGAGUUUGAACCGGAAACAUUCAAAUAUUUAUAUGAAAUAAUCGAACAAUUGAUUAUCAUACAAUCAUCAUCGAAUCAUAAUCUCGAAUAUAUCUUAAUCAUCUGUCUAAGAUUAUUUACAACACAUUUAAAAUUUUUAUUAGCUUCAAAUAUUGAUAAUUUUCAUGAUUUUUUAAAUGAAAAUGAUAUUGAAAAAUGGUAUACAUUGAUAUUAAAAUUAGCUUUAGAUGAUAAAUCAGAAGAAAGAAAAAAAGAAGCAUCAAAAGCUUUGAUCUAUUUGAUUGAUAAACAAACAUUAUCAUUUGCUAAAACAUUAGCAUUCAUUCAUACAUAUAUCAUAGAAAAUAAAUAUCCAAUAUUAAUUGAACAAUUAUUUAAUAAAUUCAAUAAAAAUGUAUUUGUACAUAAAUGGAUCGAAGUUCUAUGUGAUGAUCGUCAUCCUGAAGAUAAAAUAUUAGCAUAUACAAUUUUACAUUCAUUUCUUGAUAUUGUCUUACAAUCAAAUUCAAUAGAUAUUAAAAAAAUCGAUCAAUUACAAGAAAUUAUACUUAUGUUUCAAGAAUUACUUUUAGUUUACUUGAAUAAUCAAUCUAUCGAUAUAUCAGAUGAACUUGAAUCAUCUUCUCUAUCAAUUCUUAGUGUUGAUUAUACUACACGUGUGAUUACAUAUUAUAUCAAACAAAGAAUUAAAAGUAUUUUAUUAGAACCACUUCUCUUCGGUCUCUGUACUCUUACGGAAUCAAAAUUUAAUUUUGCUAUUAUACAACCAAUAUUUACUGCUAUUCUACCUAUAUUUGCUGAAUAUUUAAUACAAACAACAAUCGAUCUAGAUAUUAUAAAUACUUAUCUAAUUCCAUGGUUAUUUGGAAAAAUGAAUUAUCGAUUAAUUAUUGGUCCACCAUAUAGUCCUUUAGAAAAAAAAUAUAGUACUACAUUAAAAUUACCAUUAUUUUCUGGUGGAUAUGAAACAAUGACAACAGAAAAUAAUUCAUACUUAUUAAAUUUAUUUAAAUCUAAUUUAACAAUUUAUAGUCAAUUUAUAUUACCCUAUAGACGACAACAAUCCGUAUUAGAUAAUGAAUUUUUACUUUCAAUUUAUAAUAAUAUUGAUCAAGGUGCACAAUUAAUAUUAAAAAUGAAAUUAUUUAUUCGAGAUAAACAACGUAUUUUACAAAAAUCAAUUGAAUCUUAUGCUAAUGAUGCAUGUGCUGCAAUAUUUGCAGUUUAUAUUAAACAUUAUCGUCGUAUUGAUUUAGCUCAACAUGAAUUAACACAAUCAAUUGAUCAAAAACCACAUACAAAACUUCUUUCACUCUAUGAAUAUGCUAAUCAAGUACGAACAAUAUUUGCUACAACUAAAGCUCGAGGUGGUGAUUGUAAUGAACUUUAUAAACAAAUUAAAAAUGAUACAUUAUUAUUACUUGUAUCAAUUAAAGAAAGUUCUUUUAUUUCAACAAUUAAAGAAGAUUUUUCAUUACCAAUAAUAAAUAUUAAUAAAUUUAAAGUUCAACGACAAAUAUCACAUUGGACAAAAGCAAAAUAUAUUAUUCGUUUACUUCGUAAUGUAUUAAAUGUUUGUAUAAGAUUAAAAUAUUUAAUGUUAACAAAAAAACAAGCUGUCGAACAAAAAAAAGAUAGUGAAAGUAUUAUGCAUCGUGCUAUUGUUAAUUGUUUAUAUGGAAAUGAUUUAUCAACAUCUAUAAUAAAUAAUGAAUUUAAAAUUGUAUCUGAUGAAGUUGUUAAAUGUUUAAUUCGACAAUAUCAACGAGCUAUAACUAGAUUAAUUACAUAUCGAUUUAUUUAUCAAUUUAUUGAACAAUUAAUUAAUAUUAAAGAUAAUAAUCGAAUUUUAAAUAUUUUAAUUAUAAAUUUAAUAAAUUUAAAAGAUAAUAAUUUAGAUUGGCAUUAUCUUGAAAAUAUUCAAGCAUCAAAUAAUCAAUUGAAAGAAGAUAUUGGAUAUCAAUAUUAUUCCAUAGUUAAAAAAGUAUUAUCAUUUUUCAAUGAAUCAAUAUUUGAAUCUAAUAUGAAAACAGUGCUCAUGUUUCGUUUAUUUAAUCUGAUGAAUUUAUCCUAUGAUUCAAUGGAUUUGUGUCAUUUGAAUCAUUUUCAAUUUAUUGAAGAAUUAUUUACUUCAUUUGUUAGUUUUGUUAAAAGAGAUUCGACUGCUGUCAUUUCAAUAGAUAUGAAACUCACAGCAUACAAUUGGUUUCGUUUAAUUGUAUUGAAAUUAUGUGAAAAUAUUGAAUUAGAAGAAUUACGAAGUACACAUUUUGGUAGUCGAAAAUUUCAUCAUAUCUUACAACAACAAUGUGAUUUUAUAUUUAAUAAAUUAAUUUUAAGUGAACUAAAAUAUUUACAACAAAACCAAUCAAUAUCAACAUCCGAUAAAGAAGAUGAAAAUCCAUCAUUGAAAAAUGUUUCCAUCGGUUAUUUUAUUACAACAGUAAGAUUGAAUAAUGAUAUUUGUAUUAAUCAAUAUUUAAUGCUUCUACUUCGUUGUAUUCAUUUAUAUGAUCAUGUUCGAUCAAAUUGUGCUACAAUGGAUUAUAUUCAACAAUUAUUAAAUUUAUAUUAUCAAAGUCAAUUUCUUAGUACUCGUCUACUAACAUUGAAAAUUCUACGUGAUCUAUUAGUAUUCUUACCAGAGAAUAUGAAUGAAACAACAUGUCGAUGUUUUGUUGAAAAUUUCUUGACAGAUAUUUUAUUUUCUAUUGGUCAAAAUUUUAAUUUAUUUGAAACAAAGAAAAUAAAUCUCGAUAUUAUCAUUGAAUUUAUCUAUAUCUAUCGUAGGAUAAUAUCACAAAAUUCACCAUGGCAAAAAAUAGCAUCGAAAUUAAUUAUUGAUGCAAUUAAAUCAAGUACAAAUUUCAAUAUUACAUCAUUAGAAUCUAUUGAAAUACGACAAAUAAAUUUCUUUCUUGCAUCAUUAUGUAUCUUAGGUGGUUAUAUUCGACCAUAUUGUUUAGGUUCAACUGUAGAAAUCUAUGUAGCUAAUAAAAGUAUUCAUGAAUUAGAAUCAGCAACUAUUAUUGAAAUCGAUAAAAAUGCUCUCGAAUCGGAUCUAUCUGAUGUUACACCUUAUCUCGUACAAUAUGCUGCAACAAAUCAUACCGAAUGGGUUUCAUCGAAUCAAUUACGUAUUAUUACUGAUGUUCUACCACCAAAUCUUUUACUUUUACCAAUAGAUAAUGCAGUUCAUAUUAUUCUUGAUACAUUAGGCUAUCUUGCACAAAUUGAUACAUCGAAAAUUGACUCAUUAAUGUUAUUACAAAUAAAACGUCAUGCUAUAACAGCAUUCUAUCCAUUACUAAAUAAUAAAACAAUUGUCAAUAUUUUCAUGGAAAAACCUUAUGCAUCUGUUAUUGCUAAAUUAUCAAUAUCGAUUGACAAUCUUGAUUCAAUUCAUAGUACAAAACCAAAUGAUUUACGAUUAUUUAAUCGAUUACAUCUAGAACAAUAUAAUUUAAGUUUAGAUAAAUGUGAACGAACAAAACAAAUAGUAGAAGAUGAAUCUAAUAUCAUUCAUAAUAUAAACGGAUGGAAUCAAAUAAAAAUCAAUCGUAAUCCUAUUAUUCUACAAAGUCUAUCUACAAUGAGUUCAAUAGACGAUGAAUGGAAAUCGAUUGCAUUUAAAUAUGAAAUAGAAUUCUAUAAACAGGGCCGAAUUGGAACUGAUGAUAUUCGUAUUAUUUCUCUACCUGCCAAUGAUACUCUACCACCAUUAGAAGAAUGUGGCGAUAAACAUAAAUUCAAAGGACGCGUUAAUAUAACUGAUGAUAAUGGAAAUAUUCGAUAUCCGACUUUUGUUGUUGAUAAUAUACAAUUGAGUGAAGGAAAAUGGUAUUUUUGUGUUAAAAUUAUACUAGGUGGUGCAGCACAAAUUGGCUGGGCAACAAAUGGAUUUACUCCUGUGCCCGAAUGUUCAAAAGGUAUUGGUGAUGAUGCAUUUUCAUGGGGCUACGAUGGAUCACGAGGAAUUUGUUAUCAUAAUCAAGGAACUAAUUUUUGUGAUGAAAUUCGUUGGAAACCAGAAGACGUAUGUGGUUGUGGUAUUGAAAUCAAUGGAGAAAAUACGACUAUCAAAUAUUGGUUAAAUGGUCAAUUUUUAGGUACGGCAUUUUUACAUUCGGAAAGUACUGAUAUUGUUGAAUCAACGAUUAAAACAAAUUUAUUACCUCAUGGAAUUGGUACUACUUAUUUUCCUGGUGUUACUGUACAAGUCUAUAAUAGUCUGGCUAAUACAGGUGCUUUUGAAUUCAUAUUUAGUCCAGAAGAUAUGACUCAAUGUCCUUUACCGAAAGAUUACAAACCGUUAUUAAUGCCAAAAUUAUUAACAAUAGAAAAUGUAUUAGUAGCUUAUCCGUAUAGUGCCUAUCUCAUUGGUAAUGAUAUUCAUCAAUAUUUCUAUACAAGUCGAUGUUUAAAGAACGAGUCAAUCGACAAGAAAACCUGUUUGUUACGUGAUUUUGUCAAUGAUCAUCAUUUCGAAGUUCCAUUCGAUAUUAAUAUGAUAACAAUUGAUCAUCAUUUAUUAAGAUUAUCGAAAGAUAGUAAAGGUUUUCCAUUAUCGGUUGAUAAUUAUCAAUCAUUGACUAUUAGUUUCGAUUUUGAUAUUAUUCCAAUUGAUGAUAUAGAAAAUCGUCCUGAUGAACUCGAUAUUGUAUUAUUUGCAAUAGAAAACGAGAUGUUUUCUAUUCGAAUAUAUUUGAAUGAUAUGAAUAAUGAUUUUAUUGAUGAAACAAUAAAAUAUCGACAACGUGUUGCUAUCCUAUUUCAAACAAAUGAACAAACAAAAGUCUAUAUCAACAAUAAAUAUCAAACAUUAAAUUAUUAUCAUAAUUUUGAUCUAAUAACAAAACCAAAAUUAAAUCUACAAAUUUUACCAUAUCUAAAUGUUGGAAUUCAAAAUUUAGGCGUAUGGAAAUAUGUAUUGUCCGAAGAACAUAUUCGACGUCUCUUCACUUAUAGUCUCUUAUAUGUUGCUGUUGAUUAUCAAAAAUUGAAUGAAUAUCAAAAACAAACAAAUACAUUAGUAUUUAUGGCAGAACAAAAAUAUUUUAUAAAUGAAAUUCUAAUUCCAUUCAAUGAAUCAUUUGAAGAUAAUCUAUGGAAGAAAAGAAAACAAUACAUUGAUCAUGAUGAAUCGAUCUAUUUCAAAACAAUAUCAGGAACUAAUCGAUCGGCCGUACAAUUAUUUGGAAAUAAAACUUAUCUAGUUUUAAGUACUGCAAAUCAAAUAUGGUCUGAAUAUACAUUAAUUCUCGAUAUUUCUAUACCUAAUUUUCCAUCGAAUAGUGAAACUCAAUUAACAUUAUUAACAUUGGAUACACAAUCAGAAAUUUAUAUAACACAUAGUGGUCAUAUUUGUCUAUCCGGAAAAUAUCAAAGUUCAUCAAUAGUAAAAUUACAAGAAUAUAUUCGUUUGCUUAUAUCUGUUCAACAGAAAUAUGUUAAUAUUUAUAUCAAUGGUUCAUUAGAACUCAAUGUAUCAAUUACAGAUGAUCAAUUUGCAACGAAAUCGAAACAUAUUGAUCUAUUUCGAGAAAUAGAUCCAACUAAAAAUACUAUCAAUGAUGAUCAACUACGAAUUGAAUGUCAAUCAAUAACAUUUUGGAAUAAAUCAAUCGAUAUUCUUCGUCCAUCGAUAAUGAAAUUAAUCAAAUCAACUGAAUAUCCAUUAGAUAAUCUAGUUGCUCCAACAUAUUCAAUUCUAUCAACAAGUCUCAUAGGUAUUGGUUAUAAAGAAGAAUCAAUUAAAUAUGUAAUUAAACAAUACAAUACAACAAAUAUUCAUUUCAUCGAUACUAUUCUACGAGAACAAUGUCAAGAAAUAGAAAAAGCACAACAAAAAGAACAACAACAUAAAAAACUCAAUGUUUUAACACGAUUGAAUUCCUAUGAUGACAAAGGUACAUUAGCAAUGUUCAUGAAAAUUGACAAUUCUACAAAUAAUUUGUCAAUAUUGACAUUGUCUAAUGAUAUGUUAUCUGAAAUAGAAAAUGAUGAUGAUGAUAUAGUAUCAGAAAAGGAAUGGUAUCUUAAAACUGUUCGUUGUGUAGGUAUUCAUGAAAGAUUAACUGAUUGGAUUCGAGAUAAAAUAGAAACAAAUCGAUUAAUAAUUGAAGAUUCUCACUCUAAACUUGUUGAUCUAACUAAACCAGAUUUCGAAGAAACAACAAUUGAUAAUCAAUUAAAAAAUAAAAUGAAAAAAUCAUUACAUUAUUUACAUCGACAAAUAUCACGAAAAACUUAUAUUCAUUUACGUACGAGUUGUGAAUAUGGAUUAAUAACGAUCUAUGCACGUUAUACAAUAUUAAAUAUGUUAAAAGUUUGGUGUAAUGAUGAUCAUCCAAGUUUAUUUCCAUUAACUAAAUUUGGUGAUGGAACAUUUAUUGUAACAUUAUUACGAUUAAUGGAUUAUCAUUAUACAUGUACACGUACACAUGCAGAUGAAACUAUUAAUAGAAUGAAAUUAUUAACAAUGUCAAUAUUAAAAGUUGAAUUAAAAGAAUUAUUGAAAUGUAUAAUACAUGAACAAAUUACUGUAGAAAUAUUAAAUAGAAAAGCUCCAUUAUUCUAUCAAUUACAAAAACAUAUUAUUGAAGAAUCAAUUCAUUUUCUUGCUGAACCAUCUUUAAUCAAUAUGAAUAAUUAUAAUGAUGAUGAUGAUGAUGAUGGUAAUGAUAAAACUAUCGAUGAAAAAAUGUUAAUUAAACAAUCAAAUUUAGAUUUUCUUUUAAAAAUUGUUAAUCUCUUUUUGGAAUUAUUAAUUGAUAUUGAAAUGAAAAAAUAUGAUAUUGAUCUGAUCAUUCAAUUAUUAUUUCCACCAUUAUUUAUCAAAAUACUGUUUGAUCUAUUUUUAUUAGUACCAUCACAUCGAUCUAAAAUAUUCAUUCUUCAUCUUUUUACUACAUUGAUUCAAAAAAGUGAAAAUUUCAAACUUCAUAACAAUAUUCAACAUUUCAUUUUACAACUUUUUAUUGAAUUAACAACGAAUAAAACAUAUUUGGAUAAUUUUGCAUUGAAAAAUUUUCGAAAUGCUAUUAUAGAUCUAACAUUUGCUCUAUUUGGAAGACAAAAAGAAUUGAUUUUAACAUUGAAUGAAUGUCCAUCAGAUGCACGUGAUCUAUCAAUAAUUCUCGAUGUUAUUAAUAUUUUAACAAAUAAAACAAAACAAUCAUCUCAAUGGUUCGAAUUACUUCUUACACAAUCGGAUACUAUUCUAGGUGAAAAACUUCCAUUGACCAAAGAAAUGGUUGACAAGGCACAUGUUCAUUUCGAUACAAUUGCUGAUGAACAAUUAAUAAAAUUUAUGAAUUCAAAUAUUAAUCUCGAUUGGCAUCCAUUACCACAUGAAUUAUUUAAUCAAUUCAUUGAAAAUCUACCAGUCGAAUCUAUUCCUGAUUCAAAUAAAUAUAAUUCAUAUACUUGUUUAUGUGAUAUACCAUCUGUACAUAUACAAACACGUAUUAAACUUUUCUAUUUAUUUAAUAUAUUUAUUGAAAAACUUUUACCAAUGAUUGAUUUAAGUUUAUUACCAGGUAUUAGUACACUUACAGAUCGAAUUCGAACAGCACGAAAUUAUAUAUUAUUUACAAUAAAAUAUAAAUUAUUUCAUGAUGUAUUAAUUAAAACUGCAAUUAGUUCAGGAUUAUCUCAAGAAGAUAUAAAAUUUGAUACUGUAAAAGCUAGUCUUGGUGAACAUUAUGAAGAUACAAUGUUCUAUCAAGCAUAUAAACAAUUAUAUUCAAAUGCAUCUCGAAUAUUUCUACGAACAAAUGAUGAACAAGCUUGGACGGCUAUUUUUCUUGGUAUGUUUAGUACUGAUCGAGGUGGACCUUAUCGAGAUUCAAUUACACGUAUUUGUUCUGAACUAUGUAGUACACGUUUAUCAUUAUUUAUUCUUUGUCCUAAUGGACGAACAAAUAGUGGUUUAAAUCGUGAUCGAUGGAUUCCAAAUAUUUUUCCACCGAAUCGAUCGAUACCAGAUGAAUAUAAAAAUCAAUAUCGUUUUGUUGGACAAUUAAUGGGUUUAGCUAUACGUACGAAAAAUUUUCUAGAUAUUCGAUUUCCAAUUUUACUUUGGAAACAAUUAGUACAAGAAAUUGUUACAAUUGAAGAUAUUGAAGCAAUUGAUAUACAAAGUUUUACUAUUAUCAAUCAAAUGGAAGAAAAUAUUAGACAAAUAAAAAAUCUUAGUCAAAAUAAACAUGAUGAUGAUGAUGAUGAUGUCAAUAAUGAUUGUGAUUAUUUAUUUAAUAGUAUUAUGAGUGAACUUACAUUUGAUGUUGUUAGUUCAGCUGGACAAACUUAUGAACUUAUUCCUGGUGGUUUUCAUAUUCCGAUUACUGCAACUAAUUUUGAAGAUUAUUGUAUACGUUAUCGUCAAUAUCGUAUCAAUGAAUUUCAUCGACAAAUUAAUUUUAUUCGUCAAGGUUUAUAUAGUAUUGUACCAUCGGCUUAUUUAAGUCUUUUUACAGCUCAAGAAUUAGAAGAAGCUGUUUGUGGUAAAAGUUAUAUUGAUAUUGAAAUGUUAAAACGUCAUACAAGUUAUAGUAAUGAUGAUGAAACAUCACCAUAUAUCGAACGAUUUUGGAAUGUUUUAAAUAAAAUGUUUAGUGAAGAACAAAAAAAAUUAUUUUUAAUAUUUGUUUGGGGACGAACUACAUUACCGAAUAGAGACGAAGAAUUUUCCACGAAUUUUACAAUAGCUCGUCUAGAUCCAAUUGGUAAUGUUGAUGAAGCUCUUCCGAAAUCUCACACAUGUUACUUCACUCUUGAUUUACCUCCAUAUUCAACUAAAGAAAUCAUGUAUGAACGUUUGAAUUAUGCUAUUACCUAUUGUUCCAGCAUCGAUGCUGAUGGGAGUAUGAAUUAG